Messenger RNA from Aspergillus campestris IBT 28561, 3718 nucleotides. Its product is annotated as DUF3433 domain-containing protein. The transcript has 2 exons. Lineage: Eukaryota; Fungi; Ascomycota; Eurotiomycetes; Eurotiales; Aspergillaceae. The record is from RefSeq and is a predicted model, not a curated record. The coding region runs from base 52 to 3687 and encodes 1211 amino acids.
UGGCGACCCUUUGCUCUCCGUCCGCGCUAUCUCUGCUUCCUGGGAGCCCUCAUGUUCGUCCUCUUGAUCACCCUGGAUAUUCUACGCCGCUACAGCCGCGACCAUGCCGGCAUCGUCUAUUUCCGAAGCACCGAUGACCUCUCCAACGUCCAGUCGUUCGCCUACAACUACGUGCCGAUCAUUCUCGCGCUCGUCCUUGUCAUUCUCUGGUCAUUCGUCGACUUCGAUGUCCUUCGCCUCGAACCGUACUUUCAGAUGGCCCGUCCGGACGGCGCCCCGGCCUCCGUGCUCUUCAUCAACUACAACUUCGGCCAGACCUUUCUCACGCCCAUCACCUCCGCCAAGCGGGGUCACUGGGUCGUCCUGACCGUCUCCGUGCUCACCCUGCUCACCCGCAUCUUUCUGCCCGCCCUGCAGAGUACUCUGCUGGAACUCCGCGAGGUCAGUGUGACGGCCAGCAAGGAGAUGAAGAUCUGGCCGCACCUGGUCCCUCCACGCGCUCAGGGCCGCUGGAUCGCUGCCCAGGAGCAGAACAACUUCGAUUCCGCUUACGCCAAGACCGAUGACCUCCACCGCUCGCGCUCCGCCGACUUCGCCGUCGCCCCGGUUGAGAUUCCCGCCAAGGACCCCCGCGAGAGCACCCUGUGGUCCGUCAACCAGACCAUCUACUGGUCGCAGCUGGCCUGCCACGACGUCAUGCACGAGGAUCGGCUUCCUGUCGCCGUCAACGAGACCGUCCCGGAGCAUCCCUCCGUCUCGUGGGCGGUCGAUGGCGUCCCUCUGCCGGGCUCGGGGACCGAGGACGAACCGGACCCCUGCACCGUGGACUUCCACUACAACAGUAUCAUGUACCCUAGCACCGAUUUCAUGCAGGUCCGCUACUGGGAGCCCUCCCGGGCCGAUGCGACCGUGGACCCGGAUGUCGGUCGUCGCGCCUUUGCCGCCCGCCGGUGCAGUCCGUACGACCUCUACGGGGUGCUCAUCUCUAUCAACGCCUCGGACGUUGGGGCGGCGUCCAUCCGCGACGCAGGCCCCCUGUACACCUCGUCGGCCACCAUGUUCGCCUGCAACGUCGAGUACCUGCAUGCCGAAGCCACCGUAUCGAUGCACGCCAACAGCUCCAUCACCAAGAUCGAGAUCCGGGACCACACUACCGAGGCGCUGACCCGGUCGGAGUUUGACCUCCACGCCUUUCACGGCCUCCUAUCCCACCGCGCGCCCUACACCAGCGACACCAUCUUCAUGGAGUACAACUCGACGGCCGGCGACCGCACCGUCACCGAAUUGCCGAUGAUCAGCCAGGAUCUGGGCGAUCUGGAGCCCGUCCUGGUGCUGGACACCUGGACCGUCAUGACCCAGCCCGAGUUCCAGGCCAAGGUCACCCGCGGGGUCAAGCAGGCUUUCGUGAUGACCAUGAGCCGCCUGUUCAACCCGGAUGAACCCCCGACGACCGUGCCCGCCGUCAAGGUCACGCGCCAGGUCUCCAUCGCCGUUGUCACCUUUGCCGCCCUCUGGUCUGAGGUCAUCUUGGCCCUCGGCGGUCUCCUCGCCGUGAUCUUACUCUACUUCUACCACCGCCGCCCCAACAUCCUCCAGAGUGACCCGGGGUCGAUUGGUGCCAUGUGCAGCAUGCUGACCGACGUUUUCGGCGCCUGCAACAUCCUGACCGAUCCCAAUGCCGACUAUCAUGAAUUCUCCACCAUUCAGCUGCGACGGCUCCUCCGCCACUCUCGUCUGCAUUGGUACAACGGGCCUCUGGGACGGCGUCUCGAGAUUGUUCCGCCGGCUGACCCACCCCCUGCGGAGGCAGAACGACUCCGGGCGCGCGUCGACCCCCGACCCCACUUCCUGGUCAUACCGAUCUUCAUCGUGGAGUUUCUGCUGUUGACCGCCGUGAUCGCCGUCAUGGCCGUCAUCAUCGCGUCGUUGGCCCACGAAGGCAGUUUCCAGCACCUGACCCAGUCCGACUCGAGCUUCUUCCAGGUCGUCCUCUCCUUCAUGCCGUCGGUGGUCGCCUCGUCCGUCGGCGCGCUCUGCAACUCGAUCCACCGCAACCUGAGUAUCCUGGAGCCGUGGGUGCAUCUGCAGCGCGGCAUGGCGUCGGCGCGUCGGUCGCUGUCCAUGAACUACGCCUCGCAGAACCCCUGGGCCGUCUUCAUCAAGACCCUCCGUCACCGCCACCCGCUGCUGGGACUCGUGUCGUUGGCCUGCGUGGCCAACACUCUGCUGACGGUCGUGGCCGGCGGGCUCUUCACGCAGAAGCUGACCCAGUCGAACCUCCCGACCGAGAACAUCCGCACCAACUACAGCCAGUCGGUGUUCCACCAGACGGACUUCGCCGCAGACUUCACCGAGUACGAUCUGAUCCAGACCAGUAUCACCAGUGGCGUGCCCAUGCUCGCCUGGACCAGCCCCAACCACUCGUUCGUCCCGCUGAAGAUCAACAACGCCGACGCGGAUGCGUUGUACAACGCCACGACCAUGGGGAUCGGCGCGGAGCUAGAGUGUCGCCCCCUGUCACUGCAGCACGACCUGACCGAGGAUCCGGCCACUCGCACCGCGUCCUGGUCUUACCCCAUGUUCGAGGACCCCUCCCGCACGUGCACGGUCAAUAUGACCGCCCUGAACCGCACCCCAGGCGGGAUCUCCAUGUCCAUCCAUUUCCUGUCCCCCAUGGCCCAGGACGACUGGGACGUGUGCCAGACUUCAACCGUCAUGGUCGUCGCGCGUUGGCACCACGCCCGCGGGGCCGCCAUGGCAGAGGACAACACGAUCGCGCUGCACUGCGAGCCGCGGGUGCACGUGCAGAACUACACGGUGACCUUCGACUACAAGGGCCAGGUGCAGGACUACACGCCGCGGGCGGACGCGCCAGUGACGUCGGGGUCGAUGCAUGAGAAUGCGACAAUCAGCCUAGGGCAGUUCAAUAAGAUGUUUGCGGCGAUUCCCCAAAGCUACGUGGAUCAGGAGCCGGGGGAAGAACAAGAACAGGGGGACUAUGAGGCGUCGUACGACUGGGCGGGAUUCCUGGUGGCACGUUUGUACAAGCAACGGCAGGUCAACGCGACCGACCUCCACACGCCGGCUCUGAUCGACAUGACGCAGAUCGUGUACCAGUGGGUGUACAGCACGUACUUUUCGCUAUGGCGCGAGAUCUACCUCGAGCCGCUAGAUGAGGGGCCAGUAGCGCCGGACGCAACCAUCAUGUACAGCCUAUGGUGCAUGGUCCCGUCGGUGCCGUCCCUAGCGCUAGCACUGAUCAUCAUCGCACUGGACACGCUGGUCGUUAUCGUCGUGUUUGGGACCCGGCGGGGCCGGUUCCAAGGGCCGCGGAUCCCGCGAUCGAUCGGGGCGGUCCUCCCGUGGCUGGCACACAGCCGCAUGAUGGGAGAUUUCCACGGGACGUACACGUGGACCAGCGAGGCGCGCCGGACGCAUCUGGAUGGGCUGGACAAGCGGUACGGGUUCCGGCAGUUCACGGGAGUGGACGGACGGUGGCGGUAUGCGGUUGAUGAGGAAGACUGCCCGAUGGAAGAUAAGGCGGGUAAAACGGGGGUGAUUGAGCUGCGUGAGAUUCGGGAGCAGGACUCUCGCGAGCAGGAUUCUCGCGAGCAGGAUUCUCGUGAGCAGGAUUCUCAUGAGCAGGACUCUCGGGGACAGGAUUCCCGUGGGCAGGACUCCGCUUGAUGAAUGAUGUAGAAUAAUGUAUAUAGAGUGU